AUGGCCAAAAGAGAACAAGUAGUUGAUCGAGCGAUGAUUACAACACCCAGUGCAAACAAAAAACAAAAAUUAUUUCGGAAAAUGAUAAACCACGAUGAAACUGUUGUGAGCCUUGUUUUGACAGAUUUUUCAAAUUGUUCUCUCCAAACAGAUGAUCAUAAUUUCCAUAAUCACGAAAUUCGCAGCAUGGAAUUAUUAUUGCAACAGAAGUUUACAUUCCAACAAGCUGGAAAAAAGAAAUGGAUGGAGAAUAGAGAACUUAAAUAUACUCAUUUCUUUCCAGUCGAGUUUAUGAAUGACAAGGAAUUUAUUUUAAAUCAUAUUAAAAAGCACGAAAUUGGAUUACUACAUGCCUCAUCAGCAAUACAACGCGAUAGAGAUUUUGUGCUGCAAGCUGCUCAAGAACGUGGCCUUGAGGUUGCAUUUGCAGCUAGAGAGUUAAAGAACGACAAACAAGUUGUACUGACUGCAAUUAAACAGCAACCACAGGCCCUUUCCUUUGCUUCACAUGAAUUGCACAACAAUAGAGAAUUUAUUUUGGAGGCAGUACAGUGUCACGGAAAAUCUCUUUGGUAUGUGAAAAACAAAGCGUUUCAAAACGACAGAGAGAUUGUACUAGCUGCUGUCAAAAAUGAUCACGAAGCGGUCGACGGGGUAAUAUCAUUUCAUCACGAAAAAGAGUUUUUAUUUGAGGCUGUCAAACAUAACUCGAACAAUCUGAUUUAUGCACCAGAUUAUUUGCUUAAAGAUUGUAAUUUUAUGUUGUCCAUUCUCAGAUUACAGUAUCCAGAACUUGAUGUUUUUGAUUAUUCCAGCAAAGAGGUAGUGUUAAAGUCAGUUCAAACCUAUGGAUAUUUAUUGGAAUUUGCGUCGAGCGCUCUUCAGUGCGAUAGAGAUGUUGUGUUAGCAGCAGUUCAAAAUUAUGGCAUGUCACUCUUCUUUGCUUCUGACGAGUUACAAAAUGACAAAGAAAUUGCCUUACUAGCCAUUACCCAAAAUUCCAAUGUUUUUAAAUAUUUAUCAGAACAAUUGAGAGCAGAUCCAGUAAUUGCCUUACAUGCUGUGGAGAGAAAUGGAUUGUUAUUAGAAUUCGUUUCAGAAGAGCUAAAAGAAGACAAAAAAAUUGUUAUUCGUGCUAUCAAUGAUGGUUCAAUUGGUGUCCUUGAAUUUGCAUCAACCAAGCUUAGAAACGAUAAAGAGGUUGUUCUAACGGCUGUCACACGUGAUGGAGCUUCGAUACAAUAUGCAUCAACAACGCUGAAGAAUGAUCGAGAGGUAGUGCUGGCUGCUGUAAGACAAAAAGGAUUAAUUAAUGCCAUCAAAUUUGUAUCAGAUGAGAUGCAAAAAGACCCAGAAAUUUUAAUAGAGGCAAUCAAACAGCAUAUGCAUUGUGUGAAAUAUCUCUCACACGAUCAUUUGAGGAGUAAGGAAUUCUUGUUACAAGUUGCCAAAUUUUGUCCUAUCCUUCUUAAUCAUGUACCUGAGGAAUUACGUUCUGACAAGGAAUUUGUGUUGGAGAUUGUCAGACAAAACCCCUUCUGUACACCCAUCUCAUCUUCUGUAGACAGACAGCUCUUGUUGGAAGCUGUGAAACGUAAUGGGUUUGUACUGCGUAUGGUCAAUCUCGAGUUUGAGAAGGAUGAAGAGCUUGUGAUGGAAGCUCUUAAAUGCAAUGGGUGUGUUUCAGAGUACAGUGAUGAGUUGUAUCGAGCGAGAAUGGAACUUUGCUACUAUGGAGCUUACUUGGGACGAACUCAAUUUUGA
Naegleria lovaniensis is the source of this 1764-nucleotide messenger RNA. RefSeq lists its product as uncharacterized. NCBI's taxonomy places the organism in Eukaryota, Heterolobosea, Eutetramitea, Acrasida, Naegleriidae. The record is from RefSeq and is a predicted model, not a curated record. The coding region runs from base 1 to 1764 and encodes 587 amino acids. The transcript has a single exon.